GAGUAGAGAACGGAUGAAGGUCCUCCACAUUCAUCAAGACAUUUUCAUCACGAUGACAUCUCUGAAGUUUGCUUUGCAUCUGACCUGUCUAUGCUUGUGGAGAAUGGCUCCGGCAUCUACUCAACAACUUGAAACGUCCCCAACUGUGCGUCAGGAGAUGGGUUUUAUAUCAGCUAAUGUUGGCAAUAGCGUGAAAUUACAAUGUUUCUAUAAGAAUUAUGGCGCAGCAAUGUUCUUCUGGUACAAGCAAUCACUGGGACAGAAACCAAGGCUCAUCUCAACUUUCUAUAAGCAUGAGAAAAAUGGUACAUUUGUUGAUGAAUUCAAAAACGAUCCACGGUUCACAUUAGAAUCUGAAAAUGGAAAGUACCACCUGACAAUCUCGGAGUUACGCAUUUCUGACUCGGCUACUUACUACUGUGUAAGUAUCUAUGCCUACGAGUUUCAAUUUGUCGAGGGCACCACUGUCAAUGUAAAAGGUUCAGGUUUGAAAAUCCAAGCUACAGUUCAUCAGUCAGUGUCUGAGAGCAUCCAGCCAGGAGGCUCUGUGACUCUCAACUGUACAGUACACACUGGGACCUGUGACGGAGAACACAGUGUUUACUGGUUCAAGAAGUCAGAAGAAUCUCAGCCAGGACUCAUUUACACCCAUGGAGGCAGGACUGAUCAGUGUGAGAGGAAACCCAACACACAAACACACACCUGUGUCUACAACCUGCCUAUCAACAACCUGAGUCUUUCUCCUAAUAUGACCUACUACUGUGCUGUUGCCUCAUGUGGACAUAUUCUGUUUGGAAACGGGACAAAGCUGGAUUUACUGGAUAAGGUGGAAUCUCCCAAAUCUCUUGUGUAUUUCUUGAGCGCAGCUUUGGCUUUCACCACCAUCCUGGUUAUUUUAUUGUCCUUCUCAGUGUACAAGGUGAAUAAGAGAAACAGCUGCAAAUGUACAGAGUGUCAAACAGCUUCCAAAACAGCAAAUGCAGAGGGUUACCAAGAUGGAGACAACCUCCAUUAUGCUGCGUUAAGGGAUCCCAGAACCAACAGAUCAAGAAAAGAAAGAGACAACACUGUCAGUGAAUGUGUGUACUCCAGUGUAAGGCAGUAGAAUUUGGUAGGCUUUGUGAUGAACACCUGUUUUGUCCACACCUGUUAAAAUAUCGUCAAUGUUGGGUUAGAACUUUGUACGUCCAAAAUCGUUUUUCAGAAAAUUAUAAUAAGAGCAUGUUUUGAAACAUUUUACCGCGCCAUUUACCUCGAACGAAGUAAAAAUUUGUAAAUGACAAAAUAUGGAGAAAAAGGGUUUCUGCCCUAUAGCUACGAUAUUGAGAAAUGAUGUAGAUUUUCUUGAAACAAAAAUUUUCAGAAAUGUCUACAUUUUCUAAAUAUUAAUUCCGAUACAUACAUGUAUAACUACUUAAACAACCUUGUCCCAUGACAGUACAGCUUUCUGAUGUGGGUUUUUGAUGUGCCGGCGAAGCUGCCAUAUUUCCACUCUCAUUAUUCGAGUUGUUUCAGUCUCUUACUGCUGGACUACUGAAAACACGAGAUGUAUGCCUACCAUUUCAUUUGCAAAGUAAAACCUUAACCAUUGACAAUGUUUACAUGUCACAGAACCAGACAACAUAUUAUUCUCCAUUCCAGGUGAAGUACUGUAUGCUUUAGUCUUUGCAUGUUUUUGUACAUGUUGCUACCCACCCACUGAUGUAAGAAUCUUUGUCUAACUUCCCUUGUGGUCUGCCAUAAAAAUGGAGACAGUACAGAUGCUUUGUGAAGGGUCGGACAUACGAUUAGUUUUUGUUUUCAUGUGGUUCCAAAUAGAAUGUCUUCACGUUGUAAUACAAAGUUUUAUUUUAUUUUUAAA
Etheostoma spectabile (orangethroat darter) is the source of this 1861-nucleotide messenger RNA. RefSeq names its product immunoglobulin kappa light chain. The record is from RefSeq and is a predicted model, not a curated record. NCBI's taxonomy places the organism in Eukaryota, Metazoa, Chordata, Actinopteri, Perciformes, Percidae. Bases 14 to 1105 code for a protein of 363 amino acids. The transcript has 5 exons. Gene Ontology annotation, biological process: response to bacterium.